AACAACAACAACAAAUAUACAUAUGUACAUAAAAAAGUGUUUAAGAAUUAAGUGUUAAGUGCGAUAGUGUGUGUGUUAACAAAUUACAAAAACAACUUUCAAGGCGUUCCAUGGCCCUGAGCAGCAAAAGCGAAGCUGACCAUAAUGGUACUAGAGCAACAACAACAGCAGCAACCACAACAACAACAACAGCAACCACAGGCGACAACAACAAGUGCUGCAGACAGCAAAAAGUUUAAUAAUAACAAUAACAAUAGCAACAGUGAUUUAAACGAAAGCAAACGUGCACGCAGCUCCAGUCACAGUCACAGUCACAAUCACAAUCACAGUUCUAGCUCCAGUCACAGUCAAAGUCAAAGUCAGCUGCGCAGCCAUUUAGCCGCCACGCCGCCGCAGCUGCAGCAACGCUUGGGCAGCAAUAACGCUGCUCCCAUCAGCAUCAGCACAGCAGCAGCAGCAGCCAACGCUAACUCCAACUCCAGCGUCAUGCCGUCGGAGGGACUGCAUCCGACGGCUGCAUUGCAGCUCUACGCUGCCGCCGCUCAACUGGCGCCCGGCGGCGUACGCGUUCCGCCGUGGGGUCCUUUUCUACAAUUCGGCGUGCCCGGCGUCUUUGGCCCCAAUGGUCCGUUCCUGGGUCGUCCGCGCUUCGAGGCCGCGGGCGGUGCUCAUCCCACCUCAGCGGCUGCAGCAGCAGCGGCCACACAAAUGGCGGCGGUCAAUGCCAGCAAUGCCUUUGCCAAUCUAACGGGACUGAGUGCGGCAGCAUUGCGCAAUGUGAGCGCAGCACAAACCACAGCAGUUGCCGCCGUGGCCAGCACAGUGGCCACCAUACAGCACCGCCUAAUGAUUGGCAAUCGACAGAGCUUGCCACCGGCGGGACCACCGAGCGAGGGAUCCAACGAGGAUGGCGGUUUUCCCGGCGAUGGCGAUGACGACAGCAGCGCUGCCAAGCGUCGACGCUCGCGCACAAAUUUCAACUCCUGGCAACUGGAGGAACUGGAGCGCGCCUUCUCCGCCAGCCACUAUCCGGAUAUAUUUAUGCGCGAAGCUUUGGCCAUGCGCUUGGAUCUCAAGGAAUCGCGUGUUGCGGUAUGGUUCCAGAAUCGACGUGCCAAGGUGCGGAAGCGUGAGCACACCAAAAAGGGACCUGGUCGACCGGCCCACAAUGCUCAGCCGCAAACUUGCAGCGGCGAACCGAUUCCCCCCAACGAGCUCAAAGCCAAGGAACGAGCGCGACGACGCAAGAAGCUGGCCAAAGCCAUAGACAGGCAGGCGCGGAAGCUGCAGGCCAAGGGCAUCACCGUGGACCUGGAGGCACUGAAGGCCGAAUACAUAUCACAGCACAAGGCGAAUGGCACGUUCUCCGACUCGGAUCUGGAGGACGAUGGCAUACAGAUCGAUGUGGUGGGCGGCACCGAUAGCGACGACGAGCUGGACAGCGAUGCGGUGAGUCCAGCGCGUGCUGGCGGCGGCGGCAGCCUGCAUCAUGGACUGGGCCAUUGCGGCCUGGAUGCCGAUGGCGACAGUUCGCGUGCCGGCAGCUACAUUGGCGGCGGUGGCAGCCUGGGCAGUCCCAGCAGCGUGGCAGCGCCAAAUAUGCACAACAACAAUGGAGCAGCAGCUGGCGUGGGCGGUGUGGGCGGCCUAGGGGGAGGCGGCUACAAUAUGCAGGCGGAGUGCAUGCCGGCGGACGACUGCGAGAGCGAGCGUGAGAGCGAUUCGAAGGCGCUGCUAUUUCCCGCCAAGGCAUUCCAUCAGUUGAAUCUACAGAAUACGGCAGCAGCAGCGGCAGCGGCGGCGGCAGCAGCAGCGCAGCAGCAACACAAUGCGGCAACGGCAACGGCGGCAGCGGCGGCGGUGGCCAAUCUGGUGCAUCAGACCACGCCCAUUAGCAUGCGGCGCAGCAAUCCCUUCAGCAUUGAGUCCUUGCUGUUCAAUAAUACGUGAGCCAGUCGGCAGGACUUUAACUGCUGCUAAGCCAGCACAAAUUACACGCCCUUCCUGCCUGCCCAAGCCCCCACCCCCCUACC
Drosophila busckii is the source of this 2033-nucleotide messenger RNA. RefSeq names its product homeobox protein unc-4 (gene unc-4). The record is from RefSeq and is a predicted model, not a curated record. The transcript has 4 exons. Gene Ontology annotation, molecular function: DNA-binding transcription factor activity, RNA polymerase II-specific; sequence-specific double-stranded DNA binding. Lineage: Eukaryota; Metazoa; Arthropoda; Insecta; Diptera; Drosophilidae. Gene Ontology annotation, biological process: regulation of DNA-templated transcription. The coding region runs from base 145 to 1950 and encodes 601 amino acids.